AUGGCAGUUGUUGGGGUCAUUAGUGGCAGCAAUAGUAAUGCUGGUAGUUUGCCAGGAGUAGGUGGUCCUCGUGCUGGAAGUGGAAGUGGCUGCGGUAGCAGUUAUGGAAGUGGUAGUGGUGGUGCUUGCGGUGGAAGUGGCGGCAGUUGCAAUGGUAGAAAUAGUGUUGGUAGUUUGCCUGGAUUUAGAGGACCUCAUGCUGGCGAUGAAAGCGGUGGUGGUGUAAGUGCCAGCAGUGUUUCUGGUGUUGGAACUGGUGGAGGCAUUCAUAUUAGUGGUGGUAUUGGUGGAGGACUAAAUGGUGACAGAAUUGGGAACAGUGAAGGUAGUGGAAAAGCUAGCAGCACCUAUCUUGCUAAUGCUGGUGGUAACGCUAACGCAUUGAUUUCUCUCGAUCAUAGAGUAAAGAGAGCUCGCAUGACGCAGUUUGCCUCCAUGCCUGCUAAAAGCCAUUGGAAGCAUGAAAAAAUAACCCAAAAGAUGGCAGUGCCUAACUGCCUUUGCUUAGCCUUCUUGAUUCUAAUUCUAGGAUUUGGACUCAUUUCUGCCAAUAGGGUUCUCACUGACAAGGAUCAAGGAUCCUACAAGCCUGAUAACCUGGAGUUUGGACAAACAUGGUCAUGGGGAGGUGGUGACAAUUUUGGCAUUGGACAAGGGAGUGGGAACCUUGGUUUUGAUAUUGGCCUUGGUAAUCGUGCAGGAGGGGGAGGAGGAGUUGUUGGGAGAGGUGACAUUGGCGGUGGUAUUAGCUGGCCAAGUUUUGGGGCAGGGGGUAGAAUGGGAGGUGGUUUUAGUUGGCCUAGUGUUGGUGGUAACAGAGGCAGUGAUGGUCAUAUGGAUAGUUUGCCUGGAGUUAGUGGAUCUGGUGCUGGCAGUGGAAGUGGCAGCAGUUACAGUAAUGGUGUUGGUGGUGGAACUAACCCUGAUUUAGGAACUGGAGGUGCAAGUGGCAAUAGUGGUGGAAGUGGUGGUAUUGGAGGACUGGGUGCUGACAGUGGUGGUAGAAAUGGCGGCAGCAAUGGUAGUGGUAAUGGGGGUAUUUGUGGAGGACUUGGUGCAGGUAAUGAUGGCAGAACUGGUAAUAGUGGUGCCUUUGGCAGUGGAACUGGUCCUGCACCUAGUAACGGAAAUGGGCACAAUGAAAGAGGUGGUGGGCCUACUAUUGGUGGUGGUGGGCCUAGCAUUGGCAGUGGUGGUGGAAGUGGCAGCAAUGAUAAUACCAUCCCUGCUUUAGGAUCUAUUGGUCAGGCUCUAUAUUGCACGCCAGCAAAUUGCCCAAACAGUGGUGCUUGUGGAGGAAUUGGUCCGAAGGCCACCAAAGCAACUGACAGCCAUGAUAGCCAACAUAAUAGUAUCCAUGGAUUCACACACGUGGAUAAAAAUCAGGAUGAAAAGAAAAAUAUUCACCAACAAGAGGACAUUCUGCCAGUGGACUAA
Messenger RNA from Dovyalis caffra, 1437 nucleotides. Lineage: Eukaryota; Viridiplantae; Streptophyta; Magnoliopsida; Malpighiales; Salicaceae. The record is from the annotation of a GenBank genome assembly.